This is a messenger RNA of Seminavis robusta, 876 nucleotides long. The record is from the annotation of a GenBank genome assembly. NCBI's taxonomy places the organism in Eukaryota, Bacillariophyta, Bacillariophyceae, Naviculales, Naviculaceae.
AUGAAUGACAAUGACAACAAUGAAGAUGACUGGCAAUAUCUGUUGCCCUUUGAAGACUGGUCCCACAAUUCGGUCCGGAUUACCAUCCCCCAGCACACAGACGACCAAGACGAGUUUGAACCCGCCACGUUUCCAAACCGCCUCCAUUCCACCGUACAAACACUGCGUCAAAUGGAAAAAUCCAGUGUCUGGGUCAAUAUACACAUCUCCAGGUCGUCGUUGAUAACCGACAUGGCCGACCAGGGAUUCCAAUUCCAUCAUGCCCAAGGGGAUCAUGCCGUAUUGAAUCUGUGGCUACGACAGGAAUCAUCAUUGGUGCCCGAAUUCGCCACGCAUCACAUUGGGGUGGGCGGCAUUGUAAUCAACAGUCGCGACGAAAUUUUGUGCGUCCGAGAACAGGGCAAAAAUUUUCUUCCCUGGAAGAUUCCCGGUGGAUUGUCGCAUUUGGGAGAACACAUUGAUCAAGCCGCCGUGCGAGAAGUCUUGGAAGAAACGGGAAUUCAAACCACUUUUCGGAAUGUUCUUUGUUUCCGACAUACGCACGGCCUAGCCAAUGGACGAUCCGAUAUCUAUUUCGUUUGCCGAUUGGAUCCGAUCGAACAAGAAGAUGUGGAUGGUACUGUGAUCAUUCCCGAACCCGUGCCACAAGAAGCCGAGAUUGCCGCCACGGCAUGGGUGCCGUACGACGAGUUUGCGGACAUGGUGCAUGGAGAACAGGGACAUCCCAUGAUAUCGCACGUGCUCAAUCUACUCGAUCGAGGGGAUGCCAUUGAACGAACGGUCAUUCCCAGUAUUGUGCCGGGUCGAAGGGCGGCUCCAAUAUAUUCCUCGCCUGUCAUCAGUGAGGAGGAAACAAAAGAGACAAAGCAAUCGUGA